AUGAAACUCAAGUCACCAGACACCCCCCGACACCCCAGUCCCCUAAUCGUGCCCGAGGUUGAGGAUAUCGCCAGAAAAAAGCUACCCAAGCAUAUCUACGAGUUCUACGCUUUUGGCUCUGAUGAACAGAAAGCGCUUGUUCGGAAUGAGAAGGCUUUCGACAGGUGUGUGCUCUCCUCUCCUCUACAAUACGCUUUCCCAUCGAGUCCAGAACAUCCGAUAUUUACUAGCGCCGCCGGAUACCAAGCCCUCAUCUUGACCGUGGACACCCCCGUACUGGGGAAUCGGCUCGCGGAACGACAAACGGCAGUGACAUUACCUCCUGGAAUGAAGUUACCGAAUCUCGACAACAAGCACCGAGCAUCUGAAUCUCAGCCCAGCGUUAACAGACUCUUUCAUGAACACCAAAUCCGCUACCAAAGCGAAGGCGCUACGAGAUGCCGCGUGCUCGACGAUGCACAGCUCCAGUUUAACCUGGACCGACACGAUCGGGUUCCUUCGCUCGGUGACCAGUAUGAAAAUCAUCCUAAAAGGCAUCAUAGCGGCCUAGGAUGCGGUACUAGCAGUAGAACAUGGUGUGGACGCGAUCAUCGUGUCGAAUCACGGCAGUGUUCAAGGCGUUGGCGCUGGGGGCAGACUUUGUGCUGGUCGGUCGCCCGGCGCUUUGGGGGUGACAUUUCAGGGUCAGGCCGGGGUGGAGACGGUGAUGAAUAUUCUAGUACGGGAGUUGAGUCGGACGAUAGCGCUGGCUGGGGUUAG
Aspergillus affinis is the source of this 759-nucleotide messenger RNA. RefSeq names its product S-2-hydroxy-acid oxidase. NCBI's taxonomy places the organism in Eukaryota, Fungi, Ascomycota, Eurotiomycetes, Eurotiales, Aspergillaceae. Gene Ontology annotation, molecular function: oxidoreductase activity. The transcript is spliced from 2 exons. The record is from RefSeq and is a predicted model, not a curated record. The coding region runs from base 1 to 759 and encodes 252 amino acids.